This is a messenger RNA of Poecilia reticulata (guppy), 1735 nucleotides long. The record is from RefSeq and is a predicted model, not a curated record. NCBI's taxonomy places the organism in Eukaryota, Metazoa, Chordata, Actinopteri, Cyprinodontiformes, Poeciliidae.
AGGUAGUUCUUGACAUCGCUGUCUGCUGCUGUUUCCACAGAGACCUUCCUGGCUGACUGACUGACAAGAUGAAGACUCUCUUCAUUUUCGUGGCCCUGCUCUACUUCUGUGCUGGCAGCUUUGGAUGUGACCCAGGACUUUUGUUGGAUUGGGAUUUUCCAGGUUCAGACAUCAAAACCCUUUUCUCUCCGGAUGCUGAACACUGUCAGCACCUCUGCACCCAGGAGGCGUCUUGCCUCUUUUGGGCGUUUAUUGGUCCUUACUGCAUGGUUGAUAACAGACACUACCACUGCUUCCUUAAGGCCACGCCCUCAGGAAAACCGGAAAAACAGAAUCCCAAGCAGGGCACCACUGCUGGUUAUUCUCUAAAGUCCUGCAAUCCACUACCGACUCCAUCACUAUCCAAAGUUUAUGAGGAUGUGGACUUCCCCGGAGCAGAUUACAGAGCCUUAUUCACAGCAGACUACCAGGCGUGUCAGAAAGCCUGCACUGAGGAUCCYUUCUGUCAGUUCUUCACUUUCAUCAAUGGGAAGUUUAGCGACACAACUAUCCGGUACAAGUGCCACCUUAAAUACAGCUGGUCAGUAGCAAGAACACCAGCUGUCACAGCUGUUGCUGACAGAAUAUCUGGAUUUUCUCGUGAAUUACAAAUAAUUCCAUCCUAUCAAACAGAGUGCCAGCAGACACUUUUCCCAAACAUUAACUUUCCUGGUUCCGACAUCGAGGUUCACCAAGCUGGUUCUCCUGAACUCUGUCAGGUGUUGUGCUCCGCUCACCCAAAAUGCACUUACUUCUCUUUUGUCAGCAACGAAUUUAAAUGUUAUCUGAAGAACAAUCCAAAUACAAUGGCCCCCAAAGAUGGGAUUGGUAUCACAUCUGGGCUGCCAUCCCGAUCCUGUCCGCUGCGUAACGAGACGAAUCCAUUCUCACCAGGUCAUGUUAAAAUGUAUGAAGGAGUGGAUUUCCCAAACUCUGACAUUCGCUAUUUUUCACUGAAUGUCGCUGAGUCGUGUGAGAACGCCUGCACCUCGGACCCCAACUGCCAGUUCUACAGCUUCAUUACCACAAGCCGUCUCUGCUAUCUGAAGCGUGUCAUCACCAUGCCUGCUCCUCCCAAAGUGAUGAACCUAGCUAACGUGGUGUCCGGCUUCAGUCUGAGGAACUAUUUCCUUUGAAUCCUGCAGCUGCAUUAAGCUCUAAACUCACUGAUUUUCUUACACAACUUUUAUUACUAGAUUUCCAAUUUUCAACUGUCAAAUGCUUAGAAUUUUAAGUGCUUGGGAAAUAGUUAUUCUUAUUAUCUAUGGAUUUCCAUAAAUCAUACAGUGCUGGCUUUCAAUUUUCAUAUUAUGGUGUGCGGCCAUUUCACUGCAUUUGUGGAAUCAGGACUAAGUGCUCAGCUAUAUUUUAAAAUCUAUAUCACUGGAACUUGUCAAAAUAGGGAAUAGAGUCUCCUUACCCAGUUUAAGAAGGCUAAUGUCUGCUUCAGUCUGAUUUUAAAGUUGCGUAAACUAGUAAAACACUUUUUUUUUUAGUAAUUGGGCUUUCAAUCAAUUUAUCAAAAAAAUAAUCUGAUGCGGGCUAAAAUGUUAUCUAAAAUCCUGACAUCCAAGGUUACGCAUCACAUUUUUUCAGAAAUCUAUGAUCAAACAGUUACAUUUAUUAAAUGUUAUUUACAUGUUUCACAGUAUGACUGUUGUGAUAUCUUCUGAUAUAAAUGAAUGAAUCAAGAGCA